GGUUUGAUUUCACCGAAUCAUGAGGACUAGCGUCUGGGUGCUUCAACUCUGCUUUCUACAUCUAUGCUCUUCCCGUAUUCUGGACUGGACAUAUCACGGGGAGCACAGCGAAGACGAAUGGGGAACGUACUACGAUCACUGCCUGGGGAAACUGCAAUCUCCCAUCAAUAUUCAGAGGUCAAAAGUCAGAUUUAAUCCAGAUCUGGAACCGCUGCAGCUCCAGGGUUACGGCUACCGCCGCGACGCAUUCAAGAUGACCAACAAUGGCCAUUCAGUUGCCAUACACCUUCCUUCAUCCAUGAAGAUUAUGAAAGGCCUCCCGGGGAAAUUCACGGCCAUUCAGCUUCACCUUCACUGGGGCGGCACGGACAAAGAGAGCAGCGGAUCCGAACACACGAUUGAUGGGUUGCGAUAUAUGGCUGAGCUCCACAUUGUCCAUUACAACUCCGAAGCCUACUCCAGUUUUGACGAAGCAAAGAAUAAGCCCGAUGGGCUGGCUGUCCUGGCUUUCCUUUUUGUGGGCAGCCAUUUUGAGAACGCUUACUACAGCGACUUCAUUGCCAAAUUGGCCAAAAUUAAGUAUGCAGGGUACUCGACCACUCUCGAUAGCCUGGAUAUCUUAGCCAUGUUGCCAGAAAACCUCUCCAAUUUCUACCGCUAUCAUGGUUCGUUGACCACACCGCCAUGCACGGAAAAUGUGAUCUGGACCGUAUUUGACGCACCGAUCAAGCUGUCUUAUACCCAGGUUGAUCUGUUGGAAAAUUCCUUGUUGGACUGGAAGAACCAAACUUUGAGAAACGAUUACCGUCAAAUCCAGCCUCUCAACGGACGGGUGGUCAAAGCCUCCUUCUCCCCUCGGCUGAUCGAAGGAAGGUGUCGGCCUGAGAGCAUCUCCAGUAAGCUGAAUAAAAUACAGACUAGCCUUCGUGAGAUGAAGACCACACCUGACCGUGUCCGGUGGUUUAUUUCAGGCCAGCACCAGCUCAGCUUGCAAGCCUUCCACUUCCCCUUGGAGAACACCGCCAGCUACGUGACCAUCGUCCCUCUGAAGCCCAUGCAACUGAAAACCUUCACGCUCUGCUUCUGGGUCCAGAACAGCAACCAGGGCCGGCAGACUGUCCUCUUCUACUCCACCCCCGAGAGCGAGAACGAGCUGGUCAUCAGCGUGGGCAUGGCGGUGGGCGUGUGGAUCGGGGGCAAGUUCGUGCAGUUCGACCUCCACCGCCGGGCGGAAGACUGGGUCCACCACUGCGUCACCUGGGUCUCCAGCUCGGGCACUAUCAACCUGUGGGUCAACGGCGCCGUGGGCACUGCCCGGAACAUUCAGAAAAACUACAUCAUCCAGAGCGGCGGGACGCCCAUCCUGGGCAAGAGGAAGAACGCCAUGCUGGACGUCUUCGCCGACGCCUUCUCCGGCUGGAUGAGCCACGUCAACCUCUGGAGUUGGCUGCUGGACCAGAAUGACAUCCAGGAGCUCACCCUUUGCAAGCACACCCAGCAAAAGGGGGACGUCUUGGCUUGGGGGGAAACGCACAUGUCCCUCUAUGGCGGGGUGACCUUAGGCCCGGACACCAGCUGUAGGUGAAUCAGGCCUGGGUU
Messenger RNA from Thamnophis elegans (Western terrestrial garter snake), 1599 nucleotides. RefSeq names its product carbonic anhydrase 6 (gene CA6). Lineage: Eukaryota; Metazoa; Chordata; Lepidosauria; Squamata; Natricidae. Bases 20 to 1585 code for a protein of 521 amino acids. Gene Ontology annotation, molecular function: zinc ion binding; carbonate dehydratase activity. The record is from RefSeq and is a predicted model, not a curated record. The transcript has 9 exons.